Molecule: messenger RNA, 3223 nt
Organism: Mesoplodon densirostris (Blainville's beaked whale)
Lineage: Eukaryota; Metazoa; Chordata; Mammalia; Artiodactyla; Ziphiidae
Gene: RPS6KL1
Product: ribosomal protein S6 kinase like 1
Exons: 11
Coding region: 269-1771 (500 amino acids)
Biological process (GO): protein phosphorylation
Molecular function (GO): ATP binding; protein kinase activity
Source: RefSeq, a predicted model, not a curated record
UGCACCUGGGUGGAGGGCUGAAAGCAGCCGCCCACGGUGCAAGGUCCCCCGCGGGGGCGAAGGGUCAGUGGCGGCAGGGCUGGGUCUGGCCACGCGGACCGAGUUCCUGGCUCGGGCAGGUCCCUGCUCCAGGGCAGCCAUGAGCCUGGUGGCCUGUGAGUGUCCCCCUGGCCCUGGCCUGGACCCCGAGCCCUGCUCAUGAGUGCAGUCCCAGGCCCUAGUGUACCUGGAGCAGAUUCGCAACCGGGUCACUCCGGGGGCACCUGACAUGACCAAGCGCGACUACCUUGUGGAUGCAGCCACACAGAUCCGGCUGGCCCUGGAGCGUGACGUCAGUGAGGACUAUGAGGCAGCCUUCAGCCACUACCAGAAUGGCGUGGACGUUCUGCUCCGAGGCGUAAAUGUUGACCCCAACAAGGAGAGAUGUGAGGCUGUAAAGCUGAAAAUUACCAAGUACCUGCGGCGGGCGGAGGAGAUCUUUAAUUGCCACCUGCAGAGGACGCUGGGCAGUGGAGCCAGCCCUGGAACGGGUUUUAGCAGCCUGAGGCUGCGGCCCAUCCGCACACUGAGCUCUGCCCUAGAGCAGCUGAGGGGCUGCAAGGUGGUCGCGGUCAUCGAGAAGGUGCAGCUGGUCCAGGACCCAGCGACUGGAGGGACCUUCGUGGUGAAGAGCCUGUCCAGGUGCCACGCGGUGAGCCGGGAGCGGCUGACCAUCAUCCCACACGGCGUCCCCUACAUGACCAAGCUGCUGCGGUAUUUUGUGAGCGAGGACUCCAUCUUCCUGCACCUGGAGCAUGUGCAAGGAGGCACUCUGUGGUCCCACCUGCUCUCCCAGCCGUGCCUCCAACAGUCUGGGACUAGGUCUGGCUCCAGCCUGGAGAGGAUGAAGGCUCAGCUCAACUCCCGCCUCAGCCUCCGGACCCCAGCUCGCCUCCCGCCUGGCCACACCUGCCUGCAGGACGGAAUCCCCCUGGAGCCUCCCCGGACUUCUCAGAGCCUUACCCCGGCCAGGGGGGCCGCAGCCAUCAGACCCCAGAGAGAGGCUGAAGGUGAACCCUCAGCCGGGACCGGCCCUUCCUGCUCCUGGGACCUUCCAAAGGCCCCAGGUGGCCACCUGCACCACCAUGCCAGGCGGGGGCCCGGCCAGAGCUCUGAUCCGGGGCCCCCUCGGGGGAUCCCUUGGGUUCGUGCAGGGGCCGGCCGGGUGCUGGGGGGCUGUGGCCGAGGCAGAGGUCGGAGCCGCCCCUCAGCCGGUGGGGCCGCCUGGCGUGUGAGGGAAGAGCAGGUGAGGCAGUGGGCGGCCGAGAUGCUGGUGGCCCUGGAGGCGCUGCACGAGCAGGGGGUGCUGUGCCGGGACCUCAAUCCCCGGAACCUGCUUCUGGACCAGGCAGGCCACAUCCGGCUCACGUAUUUUGGCCAGUGGUCAGAGGUGGAGCCCCAGUGCUGCAGGGAGGCUUUGGACAAACUCUACAGCGCCCCAGAGGUGGGUGGGAUUUCUGAGCUGACCGAAGCCUGCGACUGGUGGAGCUUUGGGUCUCUGCUGUAUGAACUGCUGACGGGAAUGGCGCUGUCCCAGAGCCACCCCUCAGGAAUCCAACCCCACACCCAGCUCCAGCUGCCCGAGUGGCUCAGUUGCCCCGCGGCCUCCCUGCUGACUGAGCUGCUGCAGUUUGAGCCCUCCGGGCGCCUGGGCGCUGGAAGAGGCGGUGUCAACAAACUCAAGUCCCACCCCUUUUUCAGCACCAUCCAGUGGAGCAAACUGGUGGGGUAACCGGAGGGGGUGGAGUAGGCGAUGGAAGCAGCUGGACUGGUCUGGAUCUCCUCUCUUCUCUUUGCCUGCCACCCAGAGCUGGCCCUUCUCAUCAGCGGCCCUCGGGCAAAGAAUGAAAGGCGGCUUGCCCUUCCUGGUCGGGCCCCUCCCUUGGGCCUCAGAAGUCUCUUCACUGACCAGGAAGGGCCUACGGAGUCCCCCAGCCACGUCCUGGAGAAACCCUUCCCAGACGGUGCUGAGUGGGAGGGAUAGAGAGAUCUCAGCCUGUUAGGCAGCUUGAACCCCUCCACCCAUCAGUCAGCAGUCACCUGCUGAGUGCACACCCUGUACUUGAACUUGGACCUACCAUGUUAAAAGGUGCCUUCCUUUGCAUUAGCUCUGAGCUACUGACCACCUGCUGAGCCGUGAAAUUUUGUGACUCAUUAUCUGCCAUGUGCCCCACUCGGGAUGUCUCUGGAAGCUCAUCUCAGGAUACUAGUCCACUGGCUUUGUGGUCCCAAACCAGGGCUGCCCUGGCGGGUCAUCUUAACCAUGCAACUAGUGGGCCUCUUCCACCAGAGGCUACUUUUGCAGGGGGUCGGGAGGCUGGGGAAGCAGGGAAGAAGUCUGUAGUGGGCAUGGGGUGGGGUGAGGGAAUGGGACAAGACAACCCAUUCCCCCCUCCUGACCAUGCCCCUUAUCUUGUGAUUAGACUCUGCAGAGCAAAAGGAAAGGAGGGGAGGAAAAUAAGGACAAAGAGGAAUGGGGGGAGAGAGGAAGGCACAGCUCUGCCACUUAAGAGAAAUUUUGGAAACAAAGAGCUCCCUUCCCCGGCUAGCCCACCCAUGUGGAGAGAAAGGAAAACCUGCCCCAUGGGUCUGAGGGGAGACCACCAUUCAGUGUCCAGGCUGAAGCCACUUGAAGAAAAGUUGUACCCACUAGGACUCCCUUCUCGGACGUUCGUCCUGUUUACCAUUUUGCAUUUUAGUCUUGAGGGUCCACUCAAUCCACUGCCCACUGGGACUUCAUCUCCUUUUGAAAUGAAACCACAAAACACAUGGAAUGAUUGCCCAAGCUUUUACCUGGAAGCAAAACGUUUCUGGUCUCGGAAGAACUGGGGUAAGUAGUUACCCCCGAAGACAACUCCCUCCCCAGAUUUGGGGGCCUUCUUCCUCUCAGGACUCGCCCUGUCACUGGGGUGUGGCAUCUAAGACAGACUUCCACACAUCUCCGCCAACUCCUUCCCGCCUGCGUCUCCGACACCAGCAGGUGGCGCCUCUGACACCACCCUCCAGUCUGGCUGUGAAGGCCCAGCCCCAAGGGGACCUGUUGUGGGCGUGGCUCGACGCUCCUCGGGCCCUCUGGACGCGUCUGGGGACGUGGGAGGUGCAGCCUUUGGAAGGUCCUGGCUCUCCCUGGGGCUUGCCCACGUCCCUCCACCCCGACUCCAAUAAAGCCUGCUGUUGCCUCUGG